AUGAUGCCUUCCCUCAGUCAAAGCUUGGCCCUGGGGUACGCCAUCGUACUCCAGGUGCUCUACCUCUCCUGCGGCACCGGAGGAGGAACCAUCAUCGACCUCGUUCUGGCCGCUUUUAUAGCAGUCCCCGUUACCGCCGGAACUUGGCUCAUCGCCUCCGCCAUCAGCCCUCGCACCAGCGAGAGCGUCCUCCCCGGCCGUCCUAUCGAAUACUACAUGACCUUCAAGCGUCCGGCAAAUGUCAAGUACCGCGGCAAGAGAAAGAUCCCGAUGGCAACUUUCUGCCAGAUGUAUCUCGACGGAGACAUCAAGAUGAACGGAGACACCCUGGCUAUCCUCGAGAAGAGACAUGACUGGGCUUCUUUCCGUCUGACCUUCGGUCUCAUCUACUUUACUCUCUUCAAGCUCAUCCCAAAGGUUGUUGAAGAUCUCUGCUCUCAUGAUGACGGAGAUGUUCACCCAGCCCACGAGAGACUCGAUCUAGGCGUACUCCAAGGCCUCCUGGGACCCCGGAUGCUGUACACUUCAGGUCUCGUCCGCGACACCAACGAGCAAGAGUCCCUCGAGGAACUCGAAAACAACAAGCUUGGCGUCAUAUGCGAGCAGAUCCACCUCAACCCGUACGACAGAGUCCUCAGCAUUGGCUACGGCUGGGAAGCGUUCGCCAACUACGCCCGUCGCAUCUUCCCUCACGUUCCUUUCACAGGCCUGAACCACACCGGCGAGUACACCAACAUCCCUCCCAUCAGAGGCGGCUACAAGAAAAUCGUCUGCACGCAUCUGGCCGAGCACAAGGGCCCAGGCAACAUCAUGGCUCUGCACAACGGUCCCGGCGAGUACUCAGACUUCUUCAAGCACAUUCACGGCCUGCUCGCCGACGACGGCAUAUUCUUCCUCGAAGUCGCGGGCGCCAAUGAGUUAUGGCAGUUCGAGGAUCUCGUAUGGAGACUUCUGAUGGCCAAGUACGUCUGCCCCGACGCCGUCCCUUAUGCCUCGCUCGCAUCCUUGAUCAACCAGCUCGAGAGGGCCGGCUUCAGAGUCAAUAGUGUGGACAACGUUGGUCGCCACUACUCUGAGACGGCCCGGAAGUGGUACGGUAACUUUGUGCGAAAUCGAGAGGCUUUGGUGGCUAUGUAUGGCCCCAAGAUCUACCGGACAUUCGAGUUUUUCCUGGCUUACAUGGUCGUCAUCUUUGGUCAAGGCAGCGCCAACACCUACCAGAUUGUCGUCACCAAGAAUCCCAGUUCUGUCCACCGAACCGAGUCUGAGCCUGAAGUCGAUGAGUCUUCUUGGGACCUCUGCGAGUAA
This is a messenger RNA of Colletotrichum scovillei, 1308 nucleotides long. Its product is annotated as cyclopropane-fatty-acyl-phospholipid synthase. The record is from RefSeq and is a predicted model, not a curated record. The transcript has 3 exons. Bases 1 to 1308 code for a protein of 435 amino acids. Gene Ontology annotation, biological process: cellular response to biotic stimulus. Lineage: Eukaryota; Fungi; Ascomycota; Sordariomycetes; Glomerellales; Glomerellaceae.